Molecule: messenger RNA, 680 nt
Organism: Camelina sativa (false flax)
Lineage: Eukaryota; Viridiplantae; Streptophyta; Magnoliopsida; Brassicales; Brassicaceae
Product: pathogenesis-related protein PR-1-like
Cellular component (GO): extracellular region
Source: RefSeq, a predicted model, not a curated record
CACCCGAGAUGGCUCCUCCAAAACACAUUAGUGGUGUUUCGGUUAUAAUCACGACUCUCAUACUUCUUGUAACAUGUUGUCAUUGCGCAACCUACCAACAACAGUUCAUGGGUCCACAAAACGCAGUAAGAGCUCGUUUAAGGCUCAAACCGCUAAAAUGGGACGCUAAAUUGGCACGUUACGCGCAAUGGUGGGCUAACCAGAGACGCCGUGACUGCGCCUUGAUCCAUUCCAAUGGACCCUAUGGUGAGAAUCUCUUUUGGGGGUCAGGCAAGAGUUGGAGUCCAGCUCAAGCCGCCUAUGGAUGGUUGUCUGAAGCAAGGAGCUAUAACUAUAGAUCUAACUCUUGCAAAGCCGAGAUGUGUGGCCAUUACACACAAAUUGUAUGGAAGAACACACAAAGGAUUGGCUGCGCUCACGUGAUCUGCAAUGGCGGGGGAGGCGUGUUCUUGGCUUGCAAUUACGAUCCCCCGGGGAAUUUUCUUGGUAGGAAGCCUUAUUGAGUUUGAUCCAUUUGUAUAUGUCAAAAACUCAUGCGUAAAGAGGCUGUUCUUGCGUUUUAACUCUUUAUUUUUGUAUACAAUGUUAUUUUUUUAUUGGUUCCAAGUUUAACGAGAGAUCGGUAAAAUAACAUAACUCAUGUUGUCCGACAUUUUCUUAUGUGUGUUUAUAUGCGAGGA